AUGUAUUUAUCCAGUAUCUGGAGGGUAACGGUGGAAAUAUCGCCUGGCCCAAUAUUGGAAGUUAUGUAUUUAUCCAGUAUCUGGAGGGUAACGGUGGAAAUAUCGCCUGGCCCAAUAUUGGAAGUUAUGUAUUUAUCCAGUAUCUGGAGGGUAACGGUGGAAAUAUCGCCUGGCCCAAUAUUGGAAGCUAUGUAUUUAUCCGGUAUCUGGAGGGUAAAGGUGGAAACAUCGCCUCUCCCAAUAUUGGAAGCUAUGUAUUUAUCCGGUAUCUGGAGGGUAAAGGUGGAAACAUCGCCUGGCCCAAUAUCUGGAGGGUAA
Messenger RNA from Pelobates cultripes (western spadefoot toad), 318 nucleotides. The record is from the annotation of a GenBank genome assembly. Lineage: Eukaryota; Metazoa; Chordata; Amphibia; Anura; Pelobatidae.